AUGGCCACAAAUCCCAGCAGCAGCGAGACGACAGUUAGCUUGAAGCUCCUCGUAGACAAAAGCUCAAACAAGGUGGUGUUUGCCGAGACCGGAAAGGAAUUCGUGGACUUCCUCUUCGGACUUCUACAGGUACCUCUCGGUUCCAUCAUCAGACUUCUUCGGGAUAAUGACUUGGUACCUGGGUCAGGGUCCCUGGGCAGAGUCCAUGAGAGCAUCCAAAACCUUGACCCCACCUAUCUUCUUCCAAACCAAACCAAGGGUUCUCUCUUGAGCCCUAAAUCAGCAUCUUCAACUCUUACCCCUCCAUUGCUGCAAAAUUUCGUUUCACCUGAUCAAGAGAACGUGUCUAAGCCCCGCCACUACUACGGUGGUGAAGUUCAAAACAAUACUGAGAAAGGGUAUGUUAGAGGUGUGGUGACAUACAUGGUGAUGGAUGAUUUGACGGUGAAACCCAUGUCGACCAUUUCUUGCAUUACCCUUCUCAACACUUUAAACAUCAAAGACAUAGGUUCUGUCCAGGAGAAGAAGGUCGAGAUUGACAUUAAGAAGAGCCUGGAGCUGAUAAAGGUUUCAAUCGACUCCACCACAGUCCUGACAGACGUUUUCUUGGGCACAGGGAGUAAUCUUUCAAUCCAAUCCGAAGAAACAUGACUAUUUAGUAUGCAUGGGUAUGUCAUAUGUGUGUAAAAGUAAAGUAUUUUGCAAGGGAAAUUCAUCAACCAUUUAAAUGGUUUUGGGAAGAAAAAUAAGAAUUUCUGGGCUGUGUAUGUAACUAGAUCUGGGUUUUAGUAAAGAUCAGAGCUAUAUAUUUCCUUU
Juglans regia (Persian walnut) is the source of this 816-nucleotide messenger RNA. RefSeq lists its product as uncharacterized. NCBI's taxonomy places the organism in Eukaryota, Viridiplantae, Streptophyta, Magnoliopsida, Fagales, Juglandaceae. The transcript has 2 exons. The record is from RefSeq and is a predicted model, not a curated record. The coding region runs from base 1 to 651 and encodes 216 amino acids.